AAUAGAGAGAAGAAUGUCAUAUGCUUACAAAGGAUUUGAAGUGUUUCUUGCUGAAAAGUUGGAGAAGAUGUUCUCAGGUAUGGCUGGUGUACUGUUACCCGAGGUUGUAACUAUCAACAACAUACUGUAUCCCAGUGCUGAGGUCCUGAGAGGACUCCAGGUCUACCAUCCUGUUUGUCCCUUCAAUAUUUCCAGUGUCGAUGAUAGUAAAGACCCAUGUAGAUUCAGCCUUGUACACUUGGUGAACGGACGAGGUAUGGCAAUACCUGAGAGGAUAAUGGAACUACAGCGAACCCUCAUACUGGGUAUACAUAUCAUCCUCAUACACUCACAGAUGGAUCUACCACAGUAUGACCAACUGUUUCCUGAGCUAACAUCUGCAGUUUCUAACAGAAAAUGCACAGAAGCUCAGAUAAGAAAUGGAGUUCAGGAAAUUCUCAGGAUAGCUGCUGUCAACAUGGUCUUUUCAAUAUUUGACUCUUUCAGCUUUGAUGCCUUCCAGAAACAGAACAUCUUUGCUAAUGAUAUGUUGAUAGCUGAUGACAUUACAUGUAAUGUUUUUAAAGUUUUGCAAGAGAAUCUGGAAAGAUCUGGUCUUGAACGAGUUGGAAUUCUUGAUCCGGAGAUUUAUGAAUCCUGUUUCUCAGAUGGAUUGGCUUGUCCUGGACAUAGUGUCUGCUGGAAAGCUGGUGAUAACGUCACAGAGGUCACUCCAAACUGGUUUGGCAGAUACUCCAAGUUCAUCACCUCUUUCCAUUUAGGUGGCAACCAGUUGACUGCCUUGCCACCAGAGUUAUUUCAGGAAAUGUCACAACUCAAAGUCCUUGACCUUCAUGCCAACUAUAUAGAUGUUCUACCAGACACUCUUGGACUUUGUAAGUGUUUGGAGGAACUUAUCCUGGAAGGAAACAACCUGUUUGACCUUCCAUCGACCUUGGAUGGUUGUCAGGAGCUUAAACGUCUCAACAUUAGUUCAAACAGGAUGGAGGUGCUGCCACCUAUCAUCACUAAGCUGUACAAUUUGACACAUCUACAUGCCAGGGGACUUAUGUUGACUAGUCUACCUGAUAAUAUUGGAAAUCUCUCCAAACUGAUUGUCCUCAACUUGAAUGAAAAUUGCCUUACAAAGCUUCCCAAACUUCCCAGAAGUUUUUCAAUGUUACAUAACCUGAGAGAACUGUAUUUGGCUGGCAUUGGUUGGAUUCAGAACAAAGCUAAUAACUUCCUGUCAAAAACAAACUUUGAUGCAGCGACAGGCACUAUAAAAAGAUGGCUGGAAGGCAAUGAUGAUAAAAACCAGGAAAAUGAUAUGUUUCAAUACUUUGACCUGGAUGGCAGUGGUACGUUAGACACCCAGGAAAUAUCACGGGCCAAUGCUGUACUGUAUGAGGUUUUCCCAAGGUUUGGGUAUAAAGGGAAGUCUUCACCAGAUGACAAGACCUCCAGUGGUUUUCCAGAAGAAAUAUUGACCCUGAAAAACCUUCGUAUCCUCGACUUACAAUAUCAGGGAAUAGUCCAUGUUCCAAAGGGCAUCGAGAACUUAAAGAAUCUGACCACACUACAGCUCAACAGUAAUCCACAUCUGUUGUCCGUGGCAGCCGAAGCUGGACGGUGUCCACUUCAACAUUUGAAUAUCAGUGAAUGUCCGUUGCUGAAAACCCCUCCAAAAGAGAUCAGAGAGCGAGGAUUUGCGACAACCCAUGCCUACCUUAAACGUCUGCUGACAGGAUCUGUGGACUGUAAACGUACAAAACUGAUGUUGGUGGGUCUGGGAGGAGCUGGUAAAACCAGUUUGGUGAAUUCUCUGUUGAAUACCUUUAAAGGAGAAUCCUCUCUGACAGAGACGGCAUCUGUUACUGAUGGUAUUGACAUCUGUACCUGGGAUGUGAAUUACAAGGGAGAGACAGUGUCCUACAGUGUGUGGGACUUCGCUGGCCAGACUAUCUAUUACAACACACAUCAGUUUUUCCUGUCAGACCGAGCUGUGUACCUGUUGCUAUGGAAUAUAAGACUUGGACAUGAACAUGCUGGUCUGAAUUUCUGGCUCAACUCCAUCACAGUUCACGCUCCUAAGGCUCCAAUCUUUGUGGUCGGAACCCACACUGACCAGAUGACUAAGAUGUCUUUGCCAAUGGACGAAAUGAAACAAAACUACCACCAGAUAGAAGGGUUCCAUUUCGUCAGCUCAAAGAAUGGAAAUGGUAUCUCUGAUCUGAAGGAGGCCUUGUUUAAAGUGACUCUGAAACAGGAAUACAUGGGAGAAAAGAUUCCACAGGCAUGGCUUCAGUUGGAGUCCAAUCUUGCAAAGAAAAGGGUUGAUCUGUCUGUCAAUGUAAUGGAUUACAAAGACAUUGAGGCCGAGGCUUUGGACGUUGGAAUCAUUGACAAAGUCGAGGUGACCCAAGCAAUCCAGUUCCUACACGACCUGGGAAUGGUACAGCACUUCCAGAACGAAUACCUCAAGGACCGUGUUGUGAUCAAUCCGCAGUGGAUUGUGGAUGUUAUGGCAUGUGUUGUUUCUGUCAAACAGACGAUAGUCAAGGAUGGCCGACUGAAGCAUUCUGACAUCUUUGAAGUGUGGAAGGAGUACAAAGACAUGGCCAGCUGGCUACUAAAACUCACGGAGGAGUUUGACCUCACCUAUCCCCUGGAGGGGGAGGACUGUAACAUUGUCCCUUGUCUUCUGCCAGAGAAGCAGCCAGAUUUUGAUUGGCCAGAAGUGAAGAAGAAGAACAAAAGGAGGCAUCAAAUUCUGGAGACAAAGUUGGUGUAUAUAUUUGACUAUCUCCCGGCUGGCCUCUUCAAUCGAGGACAGGUGAGACUGUAUGGAAUCUCUGAUCAGGAUGUUUUGAUUUGGAAGAGAGGCACUUUCCUGAAGAAGAAUGGACAGUUAGCUUUGAUACAACAGAUCGGUGAUUCCGAGCUCAAUGUGAAGGUCCAGGGACCACAACCAGACAAUCUCUUGUUCCUUUUAUACGAGGUGUUUGAAUGUCUGAUCAAGGAAUCUUUCCAGGGUGUCACUUAUGAGUGCAGAAUACCAUGUCCAGACUGUGUAAAACAGUAUUCCAAAUCUCCACACAUGUUCCCGGCGUCUGUGGUUCGCAGAGCCCUGGAAGUAAAGGCUCCAUUCCUACAAUGUCAUAAGAAUUUCCACUCCACAACUGUCCUUGACCUUCAAGGGAUCCUGGCCCCAGACGACAAUGCUGACUAUGACAUCCACAUGUCUCAGGACAUCUUCUCUCUUCAACAGAUACAGGAAGCCAUGACAGUUGAUAUCUUCAUCUCCUACUGUGAUAAAGAUGCACCCAAGAACAGGUCAAAGGUCAUACACCCAGCAGAUGUUUGUACUGACCUUGAACGAGAAGGGUAUACCUGCUUCUUCCCCCAAGGUAAGCAGCUUGAGUCUAGAGAAGAGAUGGCAAAGAAGGUCGUGCAUGCCUCGGUCCUACUGGUGUUUGCUUCCAACAAUUAUGCUGCAAAUGAUGUCUGUUGUGAUGUGUACAAAUAUGCUGUGAACACCAUAAAGAAGCCGACCAUCAUUGUCGCGGUGGGUGAGAACUUUGCAUGGAAGCAGAGUGCCACUCUUGGCGUUUUUAUGUCGGAUGUGGUUUUUGUGAACAUGAUCAACUCUAAGAAGGAUGUGUACAAAACCAAGUUUGCUGAACUGCUGACCACUCUACAAAAGAACGAGCAGCUGAGUCUGACGAGGCCGGAGACGUCCAACUCUUGCUUCAUCAGUUACUCCUGGGUCAAUUCUCAAACCGCAGUGGCAAUGGGCUCAAGAUCUAUACCUGGUGCUGUGGGUAGAGGUGAUCCGCGGAAAUUUAAAACUUUCCUGGAGAGUCGAGGUAUUCGCUGCUGGCUGGAUGUGGAGCAGGUCAAUGUGAAUGACCAGUUAUUCGCGAGGAUUGCCAAGGGUCUGUCUGAGGCCCGUGUCAUGGUCGCCUGUGUGUCAGACGAGUAUGCUAAGUCAGAAAACUGUGUAAAAGAGAUGAAGUUCGCUAUGCAGCUCAGACUGCCGAUCAUCAUAGCUGUGGUUGGCACGGGAACAGACUGGCUCCACACAGAGAUUGGUCUUCUUGCUACAACCUAUCCUAAAGUCAACUUUCAGAACAGUCCUAACGAGGAGACAUUGCAGACCUUAUAUCAACUUAUCCAGGACAAUAUGAUACCUGAUCCAAUCAAGGAUAUCGACACCGAGGAUAGUAAAGAUGAGUCUGAGGAGAACAAUGAGAUCUCUUACCAGGAAAUGUAUGAGCUGGCUCAACGGAAAUUAUUAAGGCAGGUCUCCAAUCACGCCAGUACACAUGACAUUGGAAACUACCCUCGUCUGUUUGUGGUAGAUAUUGAAGAAACAUCCUCAUCCAAUGUUGACAGAACUCUACAGUAUCAGGUCCAUACACUGUGUGAAUAUGAUCAGGGCUGGCACAGUGUCACCGACCCUAUUGUGAUAGGUACUGAGAAGAGAAAUGCAGACAUUGAGGACUUGGAUAUGAAUAACUAUGGAGGACUUCACUCCCUACCUCUCUCGAGUUAAUAACGUGAUGGAACACAAUUCAGGCUUUGUCCUGAACUUGUUUACCAGUGUAACAGGUCAGAGAUGUCUUCAGCAGAUCCAAAAGCUGGCGAUGAUUUGCUCAGAGAGUUUCCAGACAUCCUACCACUUGCUACGUGUCAAGGUUCAUGAGUUGGACGUGACAGAAAGGAAAGGAAAUCUUAAUCGAUGUCGUCUGUCCAGCGGAAAGAUAAUUUGGCUGUGUAAGGAACACUCGGUCCAGAUGAAGGUCACGGUUCUAAGUGAGGAGGUAUCAGAGGUCAAACAUAUGGUCACCAACCAACCGUGGCUUGACUCCAUGGUGGAGUUUCUGAGGCAUGGGGCUUCAAAGCAUAACCCUUUUGAAUUUAAAAGCAACAGGAAAGCGAAAAGAAAACCGAAAGACAUGGUUGCCGGGGUUGAUGACGUUGUGAGAAAUAUUAAAAAAUCACUUCUACGCAGACAAUCGUCAUUAAGCAUAUCACCUCAACUACAAGUUUUGUCAGAUACUAACUCCCAGGCUCCAGCAGCCGGAUCCAUUGAGGAAAAAA
Molecule: messenger RNA, 5085 nt
Organism: Pecten maximus
Lineage: Eukaryota; Metazoa; Mollusca; Bivalvia; Pectinida; Pectinidae
Exons: 35
Coding region: 14-4537 (1507 amino acids)
Biological process (GO): signal transduction
Molecular function (GO): protein binding; calcium ion binding
Source: RefSeq, a predicted model, not a curated record